AGUGGCCACUAAGAGGCUCUGUGGGUCAGCUGUCACGUGGUUUACAAGUUCAUCAUGCGUGACUGACUUUGGGAUUUGGUUUCAAAACAAAAAUAUUAAAGUUUAGUUUUGAUAUGAGUGUCAGUACGGAUUAUAAGGUCGCUGUUUUGCAGCAGAUUGAGAACAGAAAUAAACUGUAUGGUCGAUUCGCUGAUAUUAUUAACUCGCACAAUCUUCUGCAUGAUCAAAACAAGAAUCUUCAGAAAGAAAACGAGAAUUUGAAAAAUGAACUCGAGAAAAAUCGUCGCGAAAUUUCUACCAAGGCCCAUGGAACUGUUACCGGGAGCGAACGAUCCGAACAAGUUGCCGCGUUGGAACAAAAAUUAAUAAGGAUUCAGGAAGAACUGACCGAGGUCCACCGAACUAAAGGAGCUCGCAACCAACAAAUAAUUGACCUCAACUUUGCAGUGCAAGAGAAAGAAAAGGAAUUGAUUGAAGUAAAGCAAACGUUAAAAGAUAAAACUGAUGAAGUGAAUAAAUUAAACCAACAAACUUCUUCCCUCGAAACCCACAUCAGCGAAUUACAGCAGGCCAACCAGACGCUGAAGGAUGAGUACCAAGCUUUGCACAUCACUUACGAAUCUGUUGAUGGAAAACUACGGCAGUGUCAGAUGGACAACCGAGAUUUAGUCGAACGUUGGUUGAAGUUUAAACAUAAGGAAGCCGAGUCGCUUAAUUCCGAGAACGAUAAUUUUAAAAGAAAAUCUGAUAGGAAAGUUACAGCAGGAUUACAAGAAGGUGCGGUGGAAAACACACAGCAAGCAAGGAAAGGUUCAGAUGCUUCUACCUCAAGCAAUGAUAUCCAUUCAGCUUCCCCGCCUACGUUUAAACAAAAGAUUUCAGAGUUUUUUGGAGUAUCCAAGAAAGUUUCAAUAGAAGAGGAAACCCCGCCCUCUAUGUAUGGAAGCCACCAUCACUGUAUGGCUGUUGUUAGGUUGCCACAACUUGCUCUGUGUAAAUGGAGGGCGCAUGAGAGCGAAGUAACAGCGACACGUUUCUCGUCAUCGGGCGGAAUAUUGGCCACCGGGGGCAGCGAUCGUUUCAUCCAUAUCUGGAAUUUUAUCGGAGGAACAGACAAGAGUCGUCUACAAUAUACACUACGUGGUAGUAACGGUGGAAUCACCGAUAUUGACAUGGGACCUCAGGACCAAAUACUUGCCGCAAGUUCCAAUGAUUACGCAACUCGUAUUUGGACGAUUGAAACACAGAGAUUAAAGUUGACGUUAACGGGCCACGGGGGUAAAGUUCUGGCUGCAAGGUUUCUCGGGUCCGUUCAUCGACUUGCUUCGGGAAGUAAUGAUAGAACGGUUAAGGUAUGGGACGUACGUUCAGGUUCGUGUACGCGCACGUUCAUGGCGGGCUCAUCGUGCAACGACCUCGUGUCGGCUGACGACGCUGAUUGUUUGGCUAGCGGCCAUUUUGAUCGGAAGGUUCGAAUAUGGGAUGCGAGAAUAAGUGGCCAUGCACAGAAUGAGAUCGUGGUUGGGGGGCGCGUAACAUCAGUAGAUAUGCCGUUCGAUAAAACUACUUUGGUUUGUUGCACCAAAGACCACACACUGGAAGUUAUUGAUUUGAGGAAAUCAGCCGUGGUCAGUUUGUUCAGUGACGAUCGGUUCAAAGUAGCCACCGACCAAACCCGAUGCUCGUACAGCAACGAUGGGAUGUUUGUAGCCGUUGGUUCCAGUGAUGGAUCCGUGUUGACUUGGAAGGUUAAGACGGGAGAACUUGUUUCAAUUACCAAGGAACACAGCGAUCCAGUUAUUUCAUGCAAUUGGUUGGGUGGGAGGCUUGUCACAGGAGACAAGAACAAGCAUUGUAUCUUGUGGUCGGAAUAACAACAACAACAACCACAUAUUCACUAGUCUUGAUUGUUUAUUUCUGAGUUUUGCAAAUAUAAAUAAAAUCCUGUGAUGUAUAAA
Molecule: messenger RNA, 1958 nt
Organism: Ciona intestinalis (vase tunicate)
Lineage: Eukaryota; Metazoa; Chordata; Ascidiacea; Phlebobranchia; Cionidae
Source: RefSeq, a predicted model, not a curated record